Molecule: messenger RNA, 2395 nt
Organism: Rana temporaria (common frog)
Lineage: Eukaryota; Metazoa; Chordata; Amphibia; Anura; Ranidae
Product: DNA ligase 1-like
Exons: 15
Coding region: 158-2044 (628 amino acids)
Source: RefSeq, a predicted model, not a curated record
GCACCUAAGGAGGGGAAGGUAUAAAGAAACACGAGGAAGAUAUUAACUAAUGGACAUCAUUUUAGUAAAAUAUAAAGCUCAUAUAUUCUCUGUUUUAGUUUAAUUUAAUCCCCAAAUUUUAGCAAAACUAAAUAUUUUAAAUGACACUUUCUCUUACAUGAUUCUUUGCAGAGAUAUGCCGCGGGAAGAGAAGGAAGAAGAGCAGAAAGAGGUCCAGAAAGAACGCCGAAGCUGCAGCUGGUGUGAAAAAGCUGGGAACAGGACGACCACAAAACUUUCAAUUGUGACUACCUACCACGAAUCGGAGAAAAUGCCACCGGAAGAGUAUACGAACCCUAAGGAGGCGCCGGCUCGGAGGACGGAACUGAUGAGAAUUUACUUUGACACCAAUGACCCAGAGGAGAGGAGGGAUGCCAUGAACAAAGUGGUCGCCCAAAGGAUCAUCAAGAAAGUUCCUUCAAUAUGUCCUGAGGAAAUGCGCCACAGGAUUCCUGCCCGAGCAAGUGAGCUGGAGGCGGAAGACUUCCAGGAUCUGGAGAAUCGGUGUGACUGGAGCACCAAUUUCAGAGAAGAGGACAAAGAAAUGCAGAAAGAAUCGGAGAAAAGGAAAGUGGAGGAAGAAGUGGAGGGAAAGAAAAAGGAGGAACGGAAGGUUAAUGCGAUGAGGGAUAGAAUACAGAGGAUAAAACUGUAUACAAAGAUGACAAACACCGAGGACCCAGAGGAGAAGAGGAAACUAAUGCAGCAAGUGAUCACCCACAGGAUCAUCAACAAAAUUGGCGUCCCCUGCAGUGAACACAGACGCAAUUCGAUUCCUCGCAGAAGUAGGUUGCGGGAAGGGGAGGCAGAACAGCUGAUAAAGCAUCGGAGAGACAUCCGUUAUCGGGAAUAUUUGGAAAGAAUUUGGAAAAUCCAUCCCACACCAAUCACCCCGGAACCGGAGGAAGUAGCCCAGCAGAAAGAGACAGAGGAAAAGGAAAUGGAAAAGAAGACGCUGGAGAUGGAGGAGGAAAUGAAAGUGAAGGAGAAGACAAACACCCUCACUAAAGAGGAGAAAAGGAAAGUGGAGGAAGAAGUGAAGGAAAAGAAAAAGAAUAAACGGAAGGUUAAAGCGAUGAGGGAUAGAAUACAGAGGAUGAAACUGUAUAAAAAGAUGACAGACACCGAGGACCCAGAGGAGAAGAGGAAACUAAUGCAGCAAGUGAUCGCCCACAGGAUCAUCAACAAAAUUGGCGUCCCCUGCGCUGGACAAAGACGAAAAUCAAAUUUGGAGCAGGAAGAGGAGGAAGAAGAGGAGACCGUGAUCCGGAGAGACGUCCGUAUGUGGAACUAUAUGGAAAAAACUUGGAACAUCCAGACCACAACAAUCGCCCUGGAACCGGAGCAAAUAGCCCAGCGGAAAAAGGCAAGGGCAGAGGAAAAAAUGGAGAGGGAGAAAUUGAAUUGCCUCACUGAAGAGGAGAGAAGGAAAGUGAAGGAAGAAGCGGAGGCAAAGAGACUCCAUAAAGAGAAGGUUGAUGCGCUGUGGGAUAGAAUGAUGAAGAUGACACUGCGUACAAAUACGAAAAGCACAGAGGACACAGAGGAGAAGAGACAACAAUGGCGGGAAAUGGUCGCCAAAAGGACGGUCAAACAAAUUUGCAUCAGCUUCGAUAGAGAUGGAAUACGUUUCAUAGUGGUGGAGGAAGAGAAGAAAGAAGAACCAGAAGUGCAGAAGGAGGAGAAGCCAGAGAUGGAAGUGAAAGUGAAAAAGCAGAAGGAAAAGGUGGAGAGGAUAAACACUUUCACUGAAGAGUACAGCACUCCGAAGAAAGAACUGAAAGAAAGGAGAAAGAUGGAAAGAAAGAUUGCAAUGAUGAGCAAUGAAAGGCAAAGGAUGCAAAUGAUAAGAACAAUGGCAAGGGUGGAGGACCCAGAAGAGAGGAGGAAACUAAUGCAGCAAGUGAUCGCCCACAGGAUCAUCAACAAAAUUAGCGUCCCCCGCACUGGACAAAGACGCAAUUGGAUUCUUUGCAGAGAUAUGCCGCGGGAAGAGGAGGAAUAAGAGCAGAAAGAGGCUGCAGCACGACCACAACAAUUCCAUCACGGAUGUAAAGAAGAGCAGAAGAAGGAGCCGGAGGACAUGAAGGGGAAAAAGGAGAUGCUGCUGCAAGAUACUAAUGUAUAUGUAGCGAAACAUAUUGGGCGGAGUCUCAAUUUGUGACGUCAGUUAAAAAAAACUGUAAAAAAACAGCACAAAUAGCAUCUUUUGGGGGAAAGAUGCUAUGUGUAGCAAAAUGCAUGUGCUGUUUUUACUGCUUUUUUAACUGUUGUUACAAACUUAGACUCCGCCAUAUGCUUUUCUCUACAAAUAGCAUCUUCAGGGGGGAAAAUGGUGUAUGUAGCGAAACAUACA